AUGUGCGAUUCUGCUUGCAGAUUUGUUGUGGUUAUGGCGAUAGAAAAUCGCUUGGAGCAGGAAGCCUUACGUCGUAAAGAACGCUUGGCUAAAUUAAAAGAAAUGGUGACAUCAUCUUCAGAACAGCCGUUGGACGAAACGAGUAACGAGGACAGUACGCCGAAAUUGCCUCACUUUCAUAACUACACACCGACAAGCGAAGUUCUUAAAGAAAACGUCUUGCCAAGGGUCGAAUCUGGAAAUGUCAGAGAGAAAGUUCGAGAUCAGUUGGAAAGCGCAAAAACAGGCCUCGAGGUGGAAGAAAUUGACUUGACUGUCUUAGCACCGCGAAAGAUCGACUGGGACUUGAAACGUGAUAUCGCCCCAAAACUCGAAAAACUUGAGCGGCGAACCCAGAGGGCAAUCGUUGAACUUAUAAGAGAGAAGUUGGCCUCCGGUAGACAUGACCUGUUGCUCUCUGCCGUGAACGCCGAUGUCAAAGCGACUGAAGAAAGUCAUAUGUCGGAUGAAGAUUAA
Molecule: messenger RNA, 516 nt
Organism: Soboliphyme baturini
Lineage: Eukaryota; Metazoa; Nematoda; Enoplea; Dioctophymatida; Soboliphymatidae
Source: the annotation of a GenBank genome assembly